Papaver somniferum (opium poppy) is the source of this 1706-nucleotide messenger RNA. Its product is annotated as tobamovirus multiplication protein 1-like. The transcript has 14 exons. NCBI's taxonomy places the organism in Eukaryota, Viridiplantae, Streptophyta, Magnoliopsida, Ranunculales, Papaveraceae. The record is from RefSeq and is a predicted model, not a curated record. The coding region runs from base 387 to 1304 and encodes 305 amino acids.
ACGAGAGAGAGAAUCUGGGUCGCAGAUCUGCUUUAGAAAACUAGAAACAAACCGAUAACUAAGAAAAAGUAAAGAUACAUUCUAGGUAUCUCCGCUUUGGAACACAGAAAAAAAGAAAAAGCAGAAAGAAAAAAAAGAGGGGGUUUGACGAAACAAAAAAAGAUAUGUAUGUAUUAGAAAAUGGGGAUUGUUUACCACCGGUUUUGGUAGGAGUUAAUGUUUUCCUUGCUUCUGUUGAUGCUGUUAUUGCAUUCAUUGCAUUUUCUCAGGAGAAAUUGGCUUUUUUAAAAAUAUAAUAAAACGGAUUGAAGUAAAUUGAAAAGUUGAUUAGGAUUCACUUGAGGACUAAACAACUUGGUUGGACUCGCCAAAAGGUUUUCCAUCUCAUGAUUGGAUCUUCCAAUGUAGGUUACUUUGUGUAUUUAUUAUCCACUCUUGUCGCUACUUGUAAGGGUUGGUUGUGCUGGUCAAAUGCUUGUGGGUUCAUUCUCAUGGCCUGUCCUAAGAUUUUGUUUCUAGCAGCAUUUCUUCUGAUUUUAUCCUUCUGGGUCGACCUUCGUCACCAGACAAAUUACGAAGAAGAAGAUGAUGACGACAAUAGCUCUCGAGAACCUCUGUUGGAAAAGAGAAUGACUAAACCACAUUCGUCUAGCAUAGAUGAUCUUAGAAGAUGUUUUCCCUUCCAAUCCAUUCAUGUAGGAAGCCGGCAAAAGUUUGUGAUUUUGGUGGUUCUGCUAAUUUUUGUAAUAAUGGUGGCAUCUGCAAUGCUAAUCUGGAUUGGCAUGGGAAAGAAUCCUAUAGAUUCGUCUGUAGUUGCUCGGGUGUACACAGACAUGUUUGCAAUAGCGGUUAUUAUAUUAGGAGGAGCCUUGGCUACUUAUGGUGUGUUGCUGUUCCUGAAAAUGAAAAAUGUACGAUCAGACAAAGCUUCAACUGAAAUGUGGAAGGUUGCAGGUUUGGCAGUUGUCUCUGUUGUCUGUUUCACAACAAGUGCUGUAGUAGCUCUUGCUUCAAAUGUCCCUCUGCUUUAUCACUGGCAUCCUGUGAAUGCAAAUGGUGUAAUUACUUCAGUUCUUAUUAUUAUAUACUAUUUUAUAGGUUCAUCUGUACCGUCAGCUUUUGUAUUAUGGGUAAUGAGAGAAAUGCCACCACCGUUUGUGGACAGUAGACACGCACAAUCGAGAGUACCACAACUGAGAACAGUGCCUUUCAUCGAGGAUAGACCAGUAGCAACACAUCAAGCUCAUCGUUGGACUACUGUCACAAGCUCACAAAAUAAGGCCUCAAGAGCAAGUCCCAUAUAACUAACUGCUUAUUAUACAAAAUACACGAUAUGCUUCCUGUUUUGUUUCUGCCAAAUUCAUCAAAGGGUGAAAUUUGCAGCGUUUUUGCUGGAGUGCUGAUAGUUGUUGAGAUUUACAUGAUGAGAUUGGGAAUACAAAGUUGCAAAUCCUCCUUGUCCUCCUUAAACAGGCAGUUGGAGUUUCGCAGACUGCUGCCACAAGGUUGUAAUUGAUUCAAUGUCUGGCUUUGAUAAUUUAAAAAGAUGUAAAUAUCCACAAAUGGAGAAAGUCAGCUUUCUUUUGUUGAUUUAUUCUUUGGGUCUCAGAUCUUGCUGAGAAUUGAUCUUGUAAUGCUAAUUGAAAAUGCUUAUAUGCUUUGUCUGGAAAUUAACUCGUACAUUCCCAACAUUAUUUCAGUUUUCA